AUGGCGCCAAUGCUAGGUCAUUGGGAUGCUCCCAGCACCGGGAGCCCCGUGUUCAAGCAUAAUGCUGACCUGCCCAAGAACAUCUUAUAUGUCGAUGCAUAUGACUCAUUCUCUUACAAUGUGGUCGCCAUGCUCGAGGAAACGCUGGGCGUCAAAGUCACAGUGAUGACCAUCGACUCGGAAUGGCCCAACUCCAAUAUGAACGAUUUUCUUCAACACUAUGAAGCCAUUGUUCUUGGUCCAGGACCGGGAAACCCGAAUGUGUCCACCGACGUUGGUAUCAUGAACGAUAUCUGGAACCUCAAGGACUCCGAGCUCUUACCGGUUUUUGGUAUCUGUCUCGGUUUCCAAAGCCUCUGUCUUCACCAUGACGUUCCGAUCGAGCAAUUGCCAUAUCCGAUUCAUGGACAGAUUCACAAGAUCCGCACUACCUCAAAGGAUAUCUUUGAACUUAUCCCGGCUGUUGAUGUGACUCUUUAUCACUCGCUAUAUGCCAACGCGGCUGCUUCAACUCCGGCGGACUUGGAAUAUUUGGCGUGGCUGUCUCUGGAAGAUCUUCCCCAUGCACGGAUUCCCAUGGGGGUCCGGCAUUUGCAUAAGCCCUUCUGGGGCGUCCAAUUCCAUCCCGAGUCCUGCAAAUCCGAAGUCGACGCCUGCAAGACACUUCUACGGAACUGGUGGAAGAAGGCUCUUGCAUUCAACAAGAUCAAUGGACGUGGCGGAUGCGAGUCCCUUCCUGAGACGGUCAUCAGCCCCCACACAGCUGCCAGCCCGUUCCCUGAAUCUGCAUAUGAAAUGCUGCAGUGGUGCAAAUCCACUUCUUCCGUUUCAGCUUCUCGGUCUUUCAAACGACAUGGCUUGACUGCAGAGGCGAUUAGCGAACUCUUCAACAAUCCAGGUUCCCCCACAGUUCUGUUCCAAUCUAAUGGGCGAUACACGAUCGCCUCUGUGCUCAGUCCGGACUCUUGGCGGUUCGAAUAUCAUGUCGAGACACACAAGCUCCGAAUGCUUCAGCUGCAUGGUGACUACAAAGUGAAUGAGAGUACUCUUGCCGUGGCUCAACUUUGGGACGCUUUACGUUACUUGAUGGAUAUGAAGAAAAUCCAUUCUGGAAACCCUGAUGUUCCUUUCUGGGGUGGAUUUCUUGGCUAUUUCUCCUACGAACUUGGACUUACAUGUCUUCCUCAUUCGGAGCGCCCGCAGGCAUCGGCGUCAGCGAAGCCUAGCACUGAAAAGCCUUCAUAUAAUAAUUCUCCAUUUGCGGACCCGCCUGACGUCAGUCUUUUGUGGUGCGAACGAAGUAUCGUUUUGGACAACGUCACUGGCAACAUCGUCAUUCAGUCCACUCGUGAAGACGACAAUACCCCUGCAGGAUGGCUUGAUGAAAACCUGCAACUGCUUCAGGACUUCUCAGUGGACAGCAAUGACCCAACAUUUGAUCCAUUGUUGAACUCGAUCUUUCGCGAAGCCAAGAUUCAAUUCCCAGAGGAAGACAAGUACAAACGUCAGAUUGAGUCUUGCAAGAAGGAACUCGAGGCUGGCGAAUCUUACGAGCUGUGUCUGAGUUGUGAAACAUCAAUCACCUUGCCAGUUCCGGAAAAAGAGUCUGAUCGUGUCGCGUUCCCUUGGAAACUCUUCAAGCGAUUGAUGAAAUACAACCCCUCUGCAUUCAGCGCCUUUGCAGACCUAGGAGAUACCAAGAUCGCCAGCAGCAGCCCAGAAUGUUUUCUCAACUGGGACCGCGAGUCGACGCUAGAGAUGAAGCCGAUGAAAGGUACUGUUCGCAAAUCGCCAGACAUGACCUUCGAGAAAGCCUGCGAGAUCCUAGGCUCGACCAAGGAGAUGGCCGAGAACCUGAUGAUCGCGGAUCUGAUCCGUCAUGAUCUGUAUGGUAUCUGCGGGUCCGGCGGCGUUCAUGUUGAAAAACUGCUGGAGGUUGCAGACUACGGGCGAGUCUACUCAAUGAUCACGCACGUCAAGGGAAAGAUUCGCCCCAAUCAACCCGGUUUCGCCGUCCGGGAUAUACCCCAGCUGAAGACCUCCAACAUGGCCGUCCACGGCCUGACCACCUUGCAGCGGUGUCUACCCCCAGGCUCAAUGACUGGUGCUCCAAAAGAGCGCUCUUGCAUGCACCUGCGAACAAUUGAGGAUCGCAAGCGCGGUAUCUACUCUGGCGCCAUGGGUUUCCUGGACCUCGGUGGAGGCGGGAGCUUCUCAGUUGUGAUCCGCUCGGCAUUUACCUGUGCGUCUGGUCAAGACACUGAGAACAACCAGCAGACUUGGCGCAUUGGUGCCGGCGGAGCUAUCACCAUGCUCAGCACGGCGGACGGAGAAUGGGAAGAAAUGCUCACCAAAUUACGCGUGGUUUGCAAUAUCUUCACACCCCUCGAUUCAAGUGAGAAGUCAGCUUAG
Penicillium arizonense is the source of this 2412-nucleotide messenger RNA. RefSeq names its product aminodeoxychorismate synthase pabA (gene pabA). The coding region runs from base 1 to 2412 and encodes 803 amino acids. Lineage: Eukaryota; Fungi; Ascomycota; Eurotiomycetes; Eurotiales; Aspergillaceae. The transcript has a single exon. The record is from RefSeq and is a predicted model, not a curated record. Gene Ontology annotation, biological process: L-tryptophan biosynthetic process.